CAAUAGGAGACGCUGCCCCUUUAAGAAACUAGCCGCCCGAAGCGUCAGCCGACAAAUAAAUAUUUCAGCCCAGGGGGAGGAGGAAGAGCCGCGCCUCCCCUUUAAGAGCCGAGCCGCUGAUCAAUGCGGGCGGACGAGACCAUUGACGCGCGGAGGAAGGGGGGUGGCUUUUUGUGCGGUGCAUGGAGACGCCGCAGUAAUCCGUUCUACUUGCUGCCGAUAGUGGUUGGUGCGGGGCAAACGGGCGAGCAGAGCGGGGCAGACGGGCGGGCUCUCACCCUGUGCGGGCAGCUGGUGGUUUAAGAGCCGCUUUCCCUCCCCGGCUGCCCCUUCCUCGUGGCUCUCCGUUACACAAUGCUCGCCCUCCAUUUUGCAGUCGCUCCCCCCUCCCUUGUUUAUCUUUAGUUCAGUCCAUAUCUGCAGGAGAGGGGAAAAAAAAGAAAAGAAAAAGAAAAAAAGAUACAAUGUUGCAAAACGUCGCUACUUUGUUGCUGCAGCAGAUCCCGGGCACCUAGCGCCCAGGUUAUUGUUUGUUUUUUUCCCCAUCUGGAAUUGUUUUAUUUAUUCUUUUAUUGCAGAGGGGGGGUUGGGAAGCGGCAGGGUGAAAGGUCACAGUCGAUGCCAUAUUUUGGAUAGUAAAUAAUGCACGACUAAAAUCUCCAAGGGGAGGAGGGAAGAGCGAAAAAAUUUUUUGGGGGGAAAAAGAGGGAGAGAGAAAAAGUCCCAUCCUUGCAGGGCUUUCCAUCCUGCUGUGUGCGGGGAGGGGGUGGAGGCCGCGGGAGGGAGGGGGCGAUGACGUCACCGCAGCCCUGAUCAUUCUUUAUUCAAUGCUGUGUGUAUUUUAUAGGGUUUUUUUUUUUUUUUUUCCCUUUUGAAUCAAGAGGAAAAAGCAGCCUUUAGGGGGCACUGAUCUGCCAGAGAGACAGAGAGAAAGCAGACAAGGCACAGGAGGGAGGGGGAGUCCUCAGCCAGGGAGAGGGGGGAGAGCGAGCAGGACACACAAUAUUUAUAUAUAUAUAAAAAAAAGAGAUUUUAUUUUUUUUCUGCAAAAUGGAUGCAAACUGGACCAGCUUUAUAUUCCAGACCCCUCCUCCACCCCCGGCUGAACCCCUACAAGUUGAGCUUUUACCUGUACUUGCAACUGUUACUGCACCGCCAGAUGGGUCCCUCACCUCGCAAACCAUGGUGCACACUAUGGCACCCCAACACCCUUCCACAGUCGACACAGCUGCCCUCAAGCAAGUGGUGCCAGGUCUGUCCAUCCAACAGCAGAUGGUGUCGACCCCAGUUACAUCUCAGACUUCCCAGGUCUCCACUGGUCUCCCUUUACAUCCAGUCAUGGAACUUCCCAAGAAGUCUAAGAGUCGAGGCCCCUACAUAUGUUCCUUGUGCUCAAAAGAGUUUAAGAAUGGCUAUAAUCUACGAAGACAUGAAGCCAUCCACACGGGCACGAAACCUGCUCGAGCGCAGCCGGCGGUCAAAAUGCCAACGAUGGUACCCCUCAGUUUGCUUAGCGUUGCCGGAACUGUUGUGACCGGUGCAGAAACCCUAGAGGUUCCUACGUCUCCCUCCACGCUGCCUCUACCCGGGCCGUCACCUACAGCUAAAAAGGUGCGGAAAAACCAUGCCUGUGAGAUGUGUGGAAAAGCUUUUCGGGAUGUUUACCACCUGAACCGUCACAAGUUGUCACACUCCGAUGAGAAGCCUUACUCCUGCCAUGUGUGUCAACAACGCUUUAAGCGCAAGGACCGAAUGACGUACCACGUCCGCUCCCAUGACGGGACCGUGCACAAGCCCUACAUAUGUAGCCACUGUGGAAAAGGAUUCUCCCGUCCGGAUCAUUUGAACAGUCACGUCAGACAGGUUCACUCUACAGAGCGUCCCUUUAAAUGCCAGACCUGUGAAGCAGCGUUCGCUACGAAAGACCGACUAAGGGCUCAUAUGGUGCGACACGAGGAGAAGGUUCCUUGUCAUGUGUGUGGGAAGCUGCUCAGUGCUGCCUACAUCACCGACCACAUGAAGGUCCACAACCAGGGUCCCAACCAUGUGUGUGAACUGUGUAACAAAGGAACCUGCCAAGUCUGCCCUCUUGCGGAUCCGACGGCCGCUGUAACUGCUGUGCUUCCGAACGCUGCUGUUCCUGGCAUGAUGUCCACACAGCCCUGGUGACUGGCACUCCUGGAGGGGGGUGCAGACAACGAUUCCGCUCUCUUCUGAUGUGCUUGUGUACAGUGUUUGGGGGUCUGUAGCUCCCCCAUCUCAGACACACAUAUUUGGAAGAGUGGUUGCUUGUAACCCUCCUCCCACCUUCUGUCCUCCAGGCUAUAAAAACCAUGAGGCUAAUAAGAAGGUGACCAGGUAUCUAGGAAUUGACAACCUUACUGACAGCUUGGCCCCCAAGGAUGACUUUCGAGUACCCUCUUACCCCAAGUUCACUGCUAGCCAUUGUUCAAGUUGGCACCAGCUUGAAGGCUGAUUUGUACACUACACACCCCGUGUCCUUGCAAGAAGAGUGUCAUGUUUGUAAGACUUAAUGUUCCUUGUGACUUUCCAUGCCCUCCAUGAGCAGAGGACCUGGCAUGGAGUUCAUGUAAUAACGCCUUGCACUGAAACCAAUGACCGAGCAGGUACUGAUGGCUGUUAACCAGCUGCGAGCUUGCACCUGGCUGGGAAAUGCAAGGAUGGUGAGAUGGUCAGUACAGACAAGACUAUGCUCUGCAGGGAUAUCAGAAAGGAGCAAUGAUCUGCAGGUGGCACUGACAGGCUGAUAGGCUGCUCUUGUUAAUAAUUAGUAUUUCUUGACACUAGUUGUGUGAAUUCUUAUAUUUUUCCAGUGAAACAUCGGGAGGUUGUGGCACAAGCCCUUAGUUAUGGGAGAUGAAGGCUGGAACAGAAGAGGUCACUGCGAGGAAGGUGGAUUGGUGUAGUGGUACAACGAGCGUAGGUCCAGAAGAAGUGGAGCAUGACGGUGCGAGUCAGAUGCAGGUCUUCUGGGCCGCAGAGGGAGGUGGAGUUAUGGGACAUGGACUAUGCUGACCGCAGUAGGAGGAGAUGGUAGACCUCUUCUCUCUAGACAGGUUUCCCUAAUAUCUCAUUGCCCUUGAUUGCAAUAAGUUAAUCCCACCAUUACCUGUGCCACAUGUGGCCAGAAUCGGGCCUUGUUGGGGACAGCUCUGGCCUAUUUUACGGGCAGCCCUGACAACCAUUCUGUGGAGAACAUCAACGGGAUGUGCAUCCUCUGUGCCAGAGGUGUAGCUAUAGGGGGUGCAGAGGUAGCAGUGUCUACCGGGCCCAGGAGCUUGAGGGGGCCCACCACAUAAGACACCGGUAUUAUAGAAAGUGCAUGCUGGUCAAG
This is a messenger RNA of Bufo bufo (common toad), 3355 nucleotides long. RefSeq names its product MYC associated zinc finger protein (gene MAZ). Gene Ontology annotation, molecular function: RNA polymerase II cis-regulatory region sequence-specific DNA binding; DNA-binding transcription factor activity, RNA polymerase II-specific. The record is from RefSeq and is a predicted model, not a curated record. Gene Ontology annotation, cellular component: nucleus. NCBI's taxonomy places the organism in Eukaryota, Metazoa, Chordata, Amphibia, Anura, Bufonidae. Gene Ontology annotation, biological process: regulation of transcription by RNA polymerase II. The transcript is spliced from 5 exons. The coding region runs from base 1051 to 2169 and encodes 372 amino acids.